Passer domesticus (house sparrow) is the source of this 1003-nucleotide messenger RNA. RefSeq names its product maestro heat-like repeat family member 5. Bases 36 to 803 code for a protein of 255 amino acids. Gene Ontology annotation, cellular component: cytoplasm. NCBI's taxonomy places the organism in Eukaryota, Metazoa, Chordata, Aves, Passeriformes, Passeridae. The transcript is spliced from 5 exons. The record is from RefSeq and is a predicted model, not a curated record.
UCAGGGCAACAGCUGCGGGCCAGGCGAAGGCUGUCAUGGCCCCAACUGAGGGCACGGCCAGCACAAACAGCAACAGAAGGACACCAAGGACUCGGGCCAUCUCAAAGACGAACAGCACGCCCACUUGGACUGGGAUUCCUGCUCCCAUUCCGGAUAUUUUUUCAUCUCAGCAGCAGGUGGCAGCCAGGGUGGGGGACAUUCAUCAGAGACUCAUGUCCCGUGUCACUGCGGACACGGGGCUGGAAACAGACUUUCUGAGCCUGGCUGAAGAGCACCCUGCUAAUGUGGUGAUGAGCCUCCUGCGCUGUGCCCCAUCCUGUGACAGAGCUGCUGUACUGAUGUGGAGAAGCAUCGGCACGUCAAGACCCGCAGUGCAGAAGGUGCUUCCAGCACUGUUCUCUGUGAUAGAGGACAGGCCACUGUACAGCAUGUUCUUCUACAGUGGGGAUAAUGAGGCCGUCUUUGCCCUGGCUGCAACUGUGGUGCUGUGGAAUAUUGCCCACAUGCCCGAGUGGCACGACGCAGUAGUCCUUCAUUCGGCCCAGCUGUUUGUGGCUCUGCUCUUCCAAGUUUUCUCCACCACAGAGCAGAUACCAGAAGAGGUUGAGGACUUCUGGAGAGCGUGCCAGGAGGAACACCGCCUUCCCACCAAGCCUAACAGGUUUGCAGUGCAGGCCGUGAAGGCUCUGCUCUGCCAACUGGGCUUUGAGAACAAGCUGGUGGCUCUGGAGUGCAAGCAGGUCUGGGACACCCUGCUCUGUGCCGACACCCAGCACUAUGCAGUCGGUCUGCUGGCCAGGUGAGAGCCCCUUCUCCCCGCCGCCACCACCAUCAUUUGUGCCCUGUGCCCAGAGUGCCCCACACAGUCCCUGUGGUUUUGGGCCAGAGUGCCUUGUCACAUAGGGGCACCCAAGCAGACUGGAAAAGGCUGGCAGAGGAGGGUGCCCGGGAGCAGCUGCCUCCCAAAGCACCCACGUCCCCUGGCAGGGUGCUAGGGACAGAU